UCCUUUGCCUCGCAUCCACAAUUCUAUCAAUUUAAAUCGUAUCGAAUCGUAUAAUUCGUUAUAUCCCUCUAUCCUUUCUUUAUCUCGCGCGAUACGCAUCAUUGCCAUUGACGCAAUGCUUGUUUCCAUUCGAUGAAUGGUUUACAUAGUUUCAGACAAUACCGAUAAGUACAUCGGUUCACCGUUUGUCAGGCGUAAAAAGUUGAUUCGCGCCUGGAAACCACACAGUCUCGUGCAGCUCGAGUGGGGGGCAGCCGGACAAGUUCAGCGCUAAUAUCGAUUCAGUCUCGCACAAACCACCCCCAUGUACCGUGCCCGUUGCAGCAGCUCCACCUUUUAACUUUGUUUUCCGUUCGGUGUCAUGACUGACACAUAAACAGAGAUAGAAAGAAAGAGAAGCAUCGCGGUAAAAAAAAAAAUCGUGUGCAUCAUGCACACCGUUCUCCACGAACAGAACGGACACAGUGACGCGUUCUAUUCUUUCAACGAGUACUGGGAAUAUAUAUUAGACACGAACGAGAUCAUCGUCAAUAGAAACGUCUCUGCCAAUAAUACUUAUCGAUUCAGUAACUAGUCUUGAAGAGACAUUCCAUUGUUCGCACAGUUUACAGUGAGGUGAUCAAGUUUAUUCAUAAAUUCAAUUCGUAACCAACGGGCGACGCAAAUUAUUUUGUUCAUCUUACACAAAGAAUAUUUUUGAACGUGUACUUGUAUCUUAUCUCGCGACGUUAAUCCGUCAUUACGCUUUUUUCUUCCAUUUCAAUUUUUUUAUCCUAGACGUUCGCGUCUUUUCCCUAUUCUGGUAUAUACAUUUUUCGUCGUAUAGUUCGCGCGAUUGUUACACGGGUUGUCGAUUAAAAUAGAUCCUUCCAGUAAAACGUCCAUCAUCGAUUCGCCGCGUGCGAUGAAGGGUUGCGUUCGUUUUUCUCAUUACGCGUGUUGAUAAAAUCUAUAAAAUUUAAGAAGACUGUUCAAAGUUAUGAUCGAACAUUUUUCAUGGGAUUACCGAUCGAAUCCAUGCGCUUGAGGAUCUCGCAAUUGUCGUGUACACAGCGUAAAGACUUGCGAACGCAAGUGGACGAAACAAGCAUAAAAAGCGGAAAGGUGGUGAAAGAAAUUGGUGUAAACCCGAAAGAUUGAGUUUUUGUCCGUGUGUUGUCCGAAUAUGAAACGCUUCAAUCACGACCACACGCAUCCCUAUUCGUCUUGACUAGAAAUUGUGGCUGAGCAAAGAAAGUGCGUCCUCGCUUCUUGAGAAAUGUCUUCAAUAUCAGCGCAGGGGGUCGUCGAAAGAGCCAGCGCCGAGUUAACCAAGAGAAUUAACGGUCUGGGGUUGAGAGCGUCUAAACAUCAUGGUGGGGGAAAGGCGAGCGUCAUGGAACGCGUUACGCACGUGUUCUGCGGUAGCGGAGGAGUUCCGUAUACGAAUUUGCAGAGCGCGAACAAUGCGAACGCAACCCCGGAAAAGCCGAGCAGAAGCGUGCCAACGUCGAUGAGUAACAUGCCAUCGGCGAAUAACAAGGGGUUGAGCAACAUCGGUACACCAAGCAGGGCGAGGAUAUCGAGGAAUCGAGGGAAGAACGUGCCUCUGGCGAGUGGUGGGACGGGUGGAUACAUCGCGCCUACCACGUGGGAUCAGCUGAUGCAAGAUGAUCAUUUCCUCAGCAAAUUCUUUCUCUACUUCUCCGCCAUCGAGAGGAGGAUUUUGGCUCAGGUAUGCUUAAGAUGGAGAGACAUACUUUACGCGCGGCCUCGACUUUGGGCAGGCUUGGUACCCGUAGUAAGAUGUCGCGAAGUACGUGCCAUGCCUUCUACUUCACGCACGCGUCUCUACGCCUCCUUAGUUAGAAGAGGAUUUCAUUCGUUGGUUCUUCUCGGAGCAUCGGACGAGGAUAUCCCGGAACUGACGCACGGCUUUCCAUUAGCGCAAAGAAAUAUUCAUUCGUUAUCGUUGAGAUGUUGCGCGGUGACCGACAGGGGACUGGAAGCUCUCUUAGAUCAUUUACAAGCAUUGUUCGAGCUUGAACUAGCAGGUUGCAACGAAAUAACGGAAGCCGGCUUGUGGACUUGCUUAACACCUAGAAUAGUAUCGCUCUCCUUGUCGGAUUGUAUCAACGUGGCUGAUGAAGCCGUCGGUGCUGUCGCUCAAUUACUGCCGAGUCUCUACGAGUUCUCGUUGCAAGCUUAUCAUGUAACCGACGCCGCCCUUGGAUAUUUUCACGCAACCCAGAGUAGCUCCCUUAGCAUCCUCAGGCUGCAAUCCUGCUGGGAACUCACCAACCAUGGUAUAGUCAAUAUUGUACAUUCCUUGCCCAAUCUGACUGUCCUGUCGUUAUCCGGAUGCAGCAAAGUAACGGAUGACGGUGUCGAAUUGAUAGCAGAAAACUUGUCCAGGCUUCGUUCAUUGGAUCUGAGCUGGUGCUCGAGGAUCACCGAUGCCGCCUUAGAGUAUAUCGCCUGUGAUUUGAAUCACUUAGAGGAGCUUACCUUAGACAGAUGUGUGCACAUCACAGACAUAGGUGUGGGCUACAUUUCUACAAUGGGAUCAUUGAGCGCAUUGUUCUUGAGAUGGUGCAUUCUGCUUAGAGACUUUGGACUUCAGCACUUGUGCGGCAUGAAAUCCUUACAAGUACUCUCUGUGGCAGGCUGUCCAUUGCUCACAAGUAGCGGAUUAUCCAGUUUGAUUCAGCUUCGACAUUUACACGAGUUAGAGCUAACCAAUUGUCCGGGAACAUCUCAGGAAUUAUUCGAUUAUUUGCGUGAACAUCUGCCCCGCUGCCUAAUCAUCGAAUAAAUUAUGCUACAGUAGAAACAACAGGCAACAACAGUCCUAGUAAUACCUUUGCGUUCCAAUUCAGAAAAGUUUCUAUUUCUAUAGAAUGCGAUGGCAAAAAAAUGUUUUAUGUAAAGCAAUACUUAGACAAGGAUACGACGAUUGUAUUUAUGUAUAAGAGGAGCUGAUAUAAUAAUGAUGCAGAUAUAAGAAAGAAGCAAUUGACGUCCAAACUUGAACACUACCGCAUAUUAUUGUUCUCUCUUGUAACGAUAAAGGGUAUAAAAAAAAAAAAGAAAAAAGAAACACUAGCCUUUAAAAACAUGCAAAUGUUAACACUAAGAUAGCAUGUAGACAUUUUUAAUACACCAGAGCUCCUAUAUGAAUCGCACUCCUUUCUCGCCGAUGUUUAGAACUUUAGAUCGAAUUGUACGGUUCGAUUCGUUUUGUUAUUUUUCUUUUUCGUUUUUUUCGUUUUAAAAAUGUUUGAAAAAAGAUAACGAAAAAAAAAAAAAAAUAGCAAAAACAUGCGCCUCUCGGUAAUUCGAUAAUCUGUACAGACUUUUACACAAGUCCCCGCUUGAUAAUAGAGAAUAAAGAAAAAAACAAACGAAGAGACAGUUUAAUUAUAAUAGAUUCUUGUUAAAAAGAAGAAAAAAGAUAUAAAAAAAAUAAAAGAACGUAGAAAUUAUCCGACGAGAUGACAGACUCAACAGUUAGAACUGUGAUAAAUUUUUAUUAUAUGUAUACCAUUCUACUUCAACUAUGUUUAGGGCGUUGUUUAACCCGCUUCAACGUUCGAAUGUGCGUGAUUAUUG
Messenger RNA from Apis florea (little honeybee), 3591 nucleotides. RefSeq lists its product as uncharacterized. The record is from RefSeq and is a predicted model, not a curated record. Gene Ontology annotation, molecular function: protein binding. Gene Ontology annotation, cellular component: SCF ubiquitin ligase complex. Gene Ontology annotation, biological process: SCF-dependent proteasomal ubiquitin-dependent protein catabolic process. NCBI's taxonomy places the organism in Eukaryota, Metazoa, Arthropoda, Insecta, Hymenoptera, Apidae.